This is a messenger RNA of Cucurbita moschata (crookneck pumpkin), 1105 nucleotides long. RefSeq names its product putative anthocyanidin reductase. Bases 38 to 1093 code for a protein of 351 amino acids. Lineage: Eukaryota; Viridiplantae; Streptophyta; Magnoliopsida; Cucurbitales; Cucurbitaceae. The transcript is spliced from 6 exons. The record is from RefSeq and is a predicted model, not a curated record. Gene Ontology annotation, molecular function: oxidoreductase activity, acting on the CH-OH group of donors, NAD or NADP as acceptor.
GGGUUUGGGUUUGGGUUUGGGCGGAGAAAGCAGAGAGAUGGAAGAAUCAGGUUCAGAAGGAGGAAGGCGAAGGGGAACUCCAACAACAACAUACUGCGUCACUGGUGCCACAGGCUUCAUCGCCUCUUCCUUGGUUAACCUUCUUCUUCAAAGUGGGUAUAACGUCCAUGCCACUCUUCGACACCCAGCAAAGUCUUUAAAGCUAUUGUCUUUAUGGAUGAACACGGACCGUUUGCAACUGUUCAAAGCCGAUCUACGAGAAGAAGGAAGCUUUGAUGAAGCUGUAAAAGGGUGUGAUGGUGUAUUUCAUGUUGCUGCUUCCAUGACUUUCAAUGUUGAUCAACAGGACAAUAUUGAGGAAUAUGUCCAAACAAAUGUGAUCAACCCGGAAAUUAAGGGGACCCUCAACGUGCUUAAGUCAUGCAUGAAAUCUAGAUCAGUGAAGCGAGUCGUUCUCACGUCGACGAUUAGUACUCUCACUGGUAAAGAUGUAGAUGGAAAACGAAGGUGUUUCGUUGAUGAAUCAUGUCAAACUUUUGUAGAUCAAGUUUGGAAGAACAAACCAAGUGGCUGGGUGUAUGCACUUUCAAAGCGUCUAAGUGAGGAUGCAGCAUUUAAAUUUGCAUCUGAAAAUGACAUUGAUAUCGUUUCAGUAAUUACAAGCACAGUUUCUGGUCCAUUCCUUACUUCCAAUGUCCCAUCAAGCGUUCAAGUUCUCAUGGCGCCAAUAACAAGAGAUCCCAACUUUCUUAAGAUUAUAUCGACGGUGAACGAAAGAAUAGGAUCAGUUGCAGUGGUUCACACCAGCGAUAUAUGUAGAGCUCACAUCUUCCUAAUGGAGAACACAAAGGCCAAAGGACGAUAUCUAUGUUGUGUCGGAAGCUAUACAUUGUCAGAGUUGACAGAACGACUAUCACGACACUGUCAUGUGAAGUUGGAAAGAUGUGUUGAUGAGAAGCAAAAUUGGAUGCGUUCUGAGGUUGGAAACAAGAAAUUGAAAGAUUUGGGGUUUGAGUUGGAGCAUGGAAUAGAUGAUAUAAUAAAGGACACAAUUAGUGCUUGUGUUGAAUGUGGCUUUAUAUCUCUUACUUAGAAUGAAUUUGGG